Molecule: messenger RNA, 1732 nt
Organism: Pezoporus flaviventris
Lineage: Eukaryota; Metazoa; Chordata; Aves; Psittaciformes; Psittacidae
Gene: RNF144B
Product: ring finger protein 144B
Exons: 8
Coding region: 717-1625 (302 amino acids)
Biological process (GO): ubiquitin-dependent protein catabolic process; protein polyubiquitination; positive regulation of proteasomal ubiquitin-dependent protein catabolic process
Cellular component (GO): cytoplasm; mitochondrial membrane; ubiquitin ligase complex
Molecular function (GO): ubiquitin protein ligase activity; zinc ion binding; ubiquitin conjugating enzyme binding
Source: RefSeq, a predicted model, not a curated record
UGCCUUCCCCUCCAAUGUGAAGAAGUUGGUGUUCUUUUAGAUAACAUUUUUCACAUGUGUGGAUAAGCAGAAGCCAGCAAUGUUUCAGACAUCAUCUGCUGACAGGGCAGCAGCUAUACAAACUGCUAUCCUAAAACAGGUUAAAUGGCAAUUGGGAGGGUUUUUGUGAGUGUGGCAUCUAAUGCCUUGUCUCUUUCAGUUUUAUCACGUCAGGGCUCAGGUGGCAGUUCCGAUUAAAAGCAUUACAGAUACCCAAAUAAGAACGUAGGGUAUGCAUUGGCUGGAAGCUGACAGGGUUUAAGUAAUCACCUGCAGUUGAAUUGAGACUCGGAUGGGAAGUAGGAAGUGCUGUACUCAAGCUUCCUGUAUAAAUAAAUGCAGCUUUCCCACAGCUACUGCAUACAAGCUGUGACGUGCUUUUAAGAUAUAAUAGCAGCAUGCUUUUAGUAGCAGGGAGGGAAUGAUUUAUCAGGAGUGGCAAAGGGGCUGGGAGACAAGUCCUGCUGCAGUCCUAAAAAGUGUACAGCUGUCAGAUACCGGGUGAAGAGGAAGGGCGUGCGAGAGCAAUCUGCCUCUGCUCCUGGUUGCGAGCUUUAGGGGUUUGUGACAUCGUGGUUCUUUGGAACGCUGGAGUCUGAGUGCAGCUACUGAAAAGUCACACAGCUGGCAGUGAAUGCCACUCUCCUUUCAAGGCUGAGCAGACCAUUAAUGAGUGAAUGGGCUCCACUGGGGAAGCUUGUCCUCACAUCAUGACAGCUGACAAGGCAGAAGCUGGAGAGUUAGCUCUGGAGCCCCUGCUCACUUGCAAACUAUGCCUCUGUGAAUAUUCCCUGGAUAAGAUGACUACUCUUCAGGAAUGCAGCUGCAUCUUUUGUACAUCGUGCCUAAAACAGUACGUACAGCUGGCAAUUCAAGAAGGUUGUGGAUCUUCUAUCACAUGUCCAGACAUGGUAUGCCUGAACCAUGGGACCCUACACGAAGAAGAGAUUGCCUGUUUGGUGCCGGUUGACCAGUUUCAGUUAUACAAGAGACUGAGCUUUGAACGAGAAGUCCACUUGGACCCCCGGAGAACAUGGUGCCCUGCAGUCGACUGCCAAACGGUGUGCCAUAUGGCACCAAGCGAGUCGGGAGCACGGAUGCUGGUGGAAUGCCCAUCUUGUCACCUGAAGUUCUGUUCCUUUUGCAAGGAGGCAUGGCACCCACAGCACCUGUGCCAGGAAAACCAAAUUCCUUUGCUAAAUGAGCAUGGAUCACUUAUUGGAACAGAGUCAGAGGCACCAAUUAAGCAGUGCCCAGUUUGUCGGAUCUACAUUGAGCGAAAUGAGGGCUGUGCUCAGAUGAUGUGCAAGAACUGCAAACACACAUUUUGCUGGUACUGUCUACAGAACUUGGAUAACGAUAUCUUCUUGCGACAUUACGACAGAGGCCCUUGCAGAAACAAGCUGGGCCACUCACGGGCUUCGGUGAUGUGGAACAGAACGCAGGUUGUGGGGAUCCUCGUUGGACUAGGUAUAAUAGCAUUGGUGACCUCUCCCUUGCUGCUUGUGGCAUCUCCGUGCAUCAUCUGCUGCAUUUGCAAAUCUUACCGAAGCAAAAAGAAGAAACACAGCCCACCAACAACCUAAAACUCUGUGUCUCUCUGAGCCUCCAUUUGCAGAGCCUAUUUUUUGUGAGAAAGCACAAUGGUUGUAUUUUGGUGCCAUACCUGCCAAAUAAUACUCUUCUACGCCAA